CGGCAUCUUCGCGGCGACCAAGGACUACCAGGAAGGGGAGCGGCUGGGAUGGCGCGUCCGCGGCCCCGCGAGUACAAAGCGGGCGACCUGGUCUUUGCCAAGAUGAAGGGCUACCCGCACUGGCCGGCCCGGAUUGAUGAACUCCCAGAGGGAGCUGUGAAGCCUCCAGCAAACAAGUAUCCUAUCUUCUUUUUUGGCACCCAUGAAACUGCAUUUCUAGGUCCCAAAGACCUUUUUCCAUAUAAGGAGUACAAAGACAAGUUUGGAAAGUCAAACAAACGGAAAGGAUUUAACGAAGGAUUGUGGGAAAUAGAAAAUAACCCAGGAGUAAAGUUUACUGGAUACCAGGCAAUUCAGCAACAGAGCUCUUCAGAAACUGAGGGAGAAGGUGGAAAUACUGCAGAUGCAAGCAGUGAGGAAGAAGGCGAUAGAGUAGAAGAAGAUGGAAAAGGCAAAAGAAAGAAUGAAAAAGCAGGCUCAAAACGGAAAAAGUCAUAUACUUCAAAGAAAUCCUCUAAACAGUCCCGGAAAUCUCCAGGAGAUGAAGAUGACAAAGACUGCAAAGAAGAGGAAAACAAAAGCAGCUCCGAGGGUGGAGAUGCGGGCAACGACACAAGAAACACAACUUCAGACUUGCAGAAAACCAGUGAAGGGACCUAACUACCAUAAUGAAUGCUGCAUAUUAAGAGAAACCACAAGAAGGUUAUAUGUUUGGUUGUCUAAUAUUCUUGGAUUUGAUAUGAACCAACACAUAGUCCUUGUUGUCAUUGACAGAACCCCAGUUUGUAUGUACAUUAUUCAUAUUCCUCUCUGUUGUGUUUCGGGGGGAAAAGACAUUUUAGCCUUUUUUAAAAGUUACUGAUUUAAUUUCAUGUUAUUUGCUUGCAUGAAGUUGCCCUUAACCACUGAGGAUUAUCAAGAUUUUUGCGCAGACUUAUACAUGUCUAGGAUCCUUUUAUCAAGGCAGUUAUGAUCAUCAUUUUCCUGCCUUGACCCCACCAUCAUCAAACACUCAGUUAAAUAUAAAUUAACAUUUUUUAGAUGACCACUCAACAUAAUGCUUAAGAAUGGAAUUUCCUCUCUGUGACAGAACCCAGGAAUUAAUUCCUAAAUACAUAACGUUGGUAUAUUGAAGACAAAAUUAAAAUUGUCCUUCAGUUUUGAGGCCAUGUGUAAAGUUUAACCAUAUUGUAAAAUAUCUAUUCCGUAUUAGAAAUAGCUAGUUGACAGCUUAUACUUCUCAAAAUUCAUAUUGUUAUGUACACAAACUAAGUUUCUAUAUGUGAAGUUAGUGAGUCUUUUUGUGUUACUCCAAAAUAAAGGCAAUGAUUUAUUUUUUUCCCAGUGCCAAUACAAUUUUGAGCUAAGCACUCAAGGUGGAUACUUUACAUUUUAAAGCUGGAAUCAGCAACAGCCCUAUGGGAAACCAGACAAAGCAUUGACUUUUAAAUGUAGACUUUUAAAAUAAACUGUUUUCUUUUGGAACUACAAUUAGAAUAGUUAAUAUUCAUCCUUAAACCAUUAUUAUGUGUACAUUAUUGUUGCUAUUGUGAUAAUAGAGAAUUUUAUUUAUUUUUAUGCCAGCUUAUAUUGUGAGAACACAUUUAGUCAGUUUGGGUUUUAUCAAUCCUGUUAAUGCUUGUCCUUGGAACAUCUUUCGCGUAUUCAAGGUUUGUAGUUGAAAAGUUUACUGUAAAAAAAUCAAAAACAAAAAAAUGUAUUGUUUUUACAGAAUAAAUUUAUUGGAAUGUG
This is a messenger RNA of Pongo pygmaeus (Bornean orangutan), 1752 nucleotides long. It is a transcript of the gene HDGFL3, whose product is annotated as HDGF like 3. Bases 49 to 660 code for a protein of 203 amino acids. NCBI's taxonomy places the organism in Eukaryota, Metazoa, Chordata, Mammalia, Primates, Hominidae. The record is from RefSeq and is a predicted model, not a curated record. The transcript has 6 exons.